Messenger RNA from Cottoperca gobio, 2350 nucleotides. It is a transcript of the gene siral1, whose product is annotated as family with sequence similarity 118 member B. NCBI's taxonomy places the organism in Eukaryota, Metazoa, Chordata, Actinopteri, Perciformes, Bovichtidae. The transcript is spliced from 8 exons. Bases 527 to 1597 code for a protein of 356 amino acids. The record is from RefSeq and is a predicted model, not a curated record.
UCAUAAGACUGCAGGCGGUGACUUCUACAGCUCCGCAAAACUUAAACGUUGGUCACUGUAGCAGCCGGGGAGCUCGAGAGCAUUUCUGGUGUUUACCGGCACGCGGGGGAAAUUACCUGAUAUCAUUUUAGCUAAAAAGUUUGGUCAACAAAGGAUAUAUGCUGCUUGAAUUACUCUAUCAUCAGCAUGACAAGUAAAACAGAUGCAGUUUCGGGCUCUUGACAACUUCGGAUAAACCGUUAGCUAACUUAGCGUUAGCUUAACACUAGUUGUCAGUUAAGGUUAGUUGGGUUUUCUUUGUCUGUUAUUCUUUGGUGAUACCGUACUCGGUAACUGUCCCUGUGAACUUAUCAUCAGGUGAGCAUUGACACCAUCAAAAAGCUAACCUCAAGUUGAUGUCCAAGCUAUUCAACGUGGCUCACGUUACAGCAUCGACUUUCGCUGACUACGAAUUAAAAGGAUUUUUUACUUGAACGCCGCAAAUAAACACUGGACAUUAAUUGAACAACCUAUAUCAAGGACCUGAAUGGCCUCCGUUGUUGCUGUGAAAACUGAGAAGCGACCUGCAGCUGAUUCUCAGGAUGCAGACUCCAAUGCAAAAAAGCCCAGGAAACUGCUGCCCAGCCUGAAGACCAAGCGAGCCCCCGAGCUUGUCCUGGUGAUUGGCACAGGGGUAAGCUCUGCAGUGGCCCCUCAGGUUCCCGCACUCCGCUCCUGGAAAGGCCUCAUCCAGGCCUUGCUUGAUGCAGCCAAUGACUUUGACCUUCUAGAGGAGGAGGAGAGUCGGCGUUUCCAAAAGCACAUGCAGGAAGAUAAGAAUUUGGUUCAUGUGGCCCAUGACCUCAUUCAAAAACUUUCCCCGAGAACAGGCAAUGUGCGAUCCACGUUCUUCAAGGACUGUCUGUACGAGGUGUUUGACGAUUUGGAGUGCAAAAUGGAGCAUGCUGGGAAACAUCUACUGCGCUCAGUGCUGCAGUUAAUGGAGAGUGGUGCGCUGGUCCUUACUACUAACUUUGACAACCUGUUGGAGAUCUACGCAGCUCACCAGGGUACAAAGCUGGAGUCGUUGGACCUGACGGACGAGAAGAAGGUGUUGGAGUGGGCUCAGGAGAAACGGAGGUUAAGUGUUCUGCAUAUCCACGGUGUUUACACCAACCCCAGUGGUAUUGUGCUGCACCCUGCAGGCUACCAGAAUGUACUGAGGAACACUGAAGUCAUGCGUGAGAUCCAGAAGCUGUAUGAGACCAAAUCCUUUGUGUUUCUCGGCUGCGGGCGCACAGUAGACGACACAACCUUCCAGGCUCUGUUCUUGGAGGCAGUCAAACACAAGUCGGACCUGGAACACUUCAUGCUCGUACGGCGAGAGGACGUGGGCGAGUUCAAGAAGCUGCGUGACAACAUGCUGGACAAGGGCAUCAAGGUCAUCUCCUAUGGAGACGAGUACGCAGACCUGCCCGAGUACUUUGAGAGGCUGGCCAAUGAGAUCUGCAACCGUGAUGUGUCUACCAACGGCUGGGGGUCUCCGUCACAAAAUGGGGAAGAACAGCAGAACGGAUUUAACACACAGAAAAGCCUCCUUCAAGACCAUCAUUCUUGACAGGCACACAGUCGGGAUCAGUAUCAGUCAUGAUGUCUGCACUGAUUUCAAUCAAUGCAUUUAGGAAUCCAGGAAAACUGUGGGCCAUGGGAGACCUAAAAGCUGUUGACAGUGUUUCACAGUUGUCUGUGAUUUCUUUAUUAGUUCUGGUUUAAAAAGGGAAAGGAGAAGUUUUAAAGUAACCGCCAACGACAAUACCCAACCUCACAGUUCCACUGAACUGCUUUUAAAAUGUUACUCAACAUUUGGGAAGUUACAGUAAAAUUCACUUUUAAAUACGUAGAUGAUUAAAUUGUAUGUUCUCAUUUCAAUGUGACAAAUGAUAGAUGAGUCCACUGACAGAAAUUCACUGUGUUGCAUCAAUUGGAUUUGGAUUACAAUAAUGCAAACAAAGUGCAACACCUUGACUUACCUGCCCAUCACAUGAUCUUAACUGUGUUGAUAUACAUUGAUUGUGUCAUGCUCGAUCCUGAAACCAGUAAAACUUGAUUUGCACACUACUGGAUGGGGAGUUUGGAUGGGGAGUUUGAAUGGGUUGAAAUAAUGAUGUCAGUGAUGGAUGGCUUACUUGGUUUGCAAAACACAUUGUUAUGAUUCUGUCCUCGAGAGGCCCCCCAGCCUGUAGCAAUCACUUUGCCACUCCUGUGCUGAAAAUGUUCUUUGUAAGCCUUUUUUGUAUUUUUAAUACUUGCAUGUGUUUUCUGACAUAGUAUUUAUAAGUACUAUUUUCAAAAUAAAGCUUUUGGUAUCCCA